Messenger RNA from Ceratotherium simum simum (southern white rhinoceros), 1341 nucleotides. Lineage: Eukaryota; Metazoa; Chordata; Mammalia; Perissodactyla; Rhinocerotidae. The record is from RefSeq and is a predicted model, not a curated record.
AUGACGGGCAGGCAUGUUUGCAAGGACCUGAAUAAGGAGCGGGGAGGCGAGCGGGCCUGGGGCGCCAGGGCCCAAGGAUGCCCGGCAUCGCCGGGCCCUCCCUCCGCCUUCCGCUACCCCCAACCUUCCCGCCAAACCCGCAUCCACUCAGGAACCACCACACUCGGCGCCUCGAGCAAGAGCCAAUGGAAAGUAGGAUUCCCGGCGUCGGCCCGCCCCCAGGCGCUCCGGCCCAAUGGCCGCGGGGCAGCGGCGGGCUCCUCUGGGGAGCGCGCUCGGCGGCGGCGGUUGAGGGUUCUCGAGGACCCAGAGCCCGUGUUCGUGGGGUCGUGUCUGCCGGGGCUGCUCACGUUAGAGAUUAAGAUGAGCCGCUUUACAAAGACUGACUUGCAAGCAGCACGUUACCAGGGCUGUGGACCCCUGGCGGCCUGGGAACUCCACCCUGAUUCCUCUGAGGACCUUGCUGGCACACACACAUGUUCUGCAUGUCAUAGAGUGACGAUUGCCUUGAAGACGAGGGUCUCACCUUUAUGUUCUGGUUCCCGGCGUGAGUGCAUCUCUAUCCACGUGGGGCAGGCGGGGGUCCAGAUCGGCAAUGCCUGCUGGGAACUGUACUGCCUUGAACAUGGAAUUCAGCCCGAUGGUCAGAUGCCAAGUGACAAAACCAUUGGCGGUGGUGAUGACUCGUUCAACACUUUCUUCAGCGAGACUGGGGCUGGCAAGCAUGUGCCCAGAGCAGUGUUUGUGGACCUGGAGCCCACCGUGGUUGAUGAAGUGCGCACAGGGACCUACAGGCAGCUCUUCCACCCGGAGCAGCUGAUCACCGGGAAGGAAGACGCAGCCAAUAAUUACGCCAGAGGCCACUACACCAUCGGCAAGGAAAUCGUUGACCUGGUCCUGGACCGCAUCCGCAAACUGACCAACCUGGUCCCGUACCCCCGCAUCCACUUCCCCCUGGCCACCUACGCCCCAGUCAUCUCAGCCGAGAAGGCCUAUCAUGAGCAGCUGUCUGUGGCUGAGAUCACCAAUGCCUGCUUUGAGCCGGCCAACCAGAUGGUCAAGUGUGAUCCUCGCCACGGCAAGUACAUGGCCUGCUGCAUGUUGUACAGGGGGGACGUGGUCCCAAAAGACGUCAACGCAGCCAUCGCCACCAUUAAGACCAAGCGCACCAUCCAGUUUGUGGAUUGGUGCCCGACUGGAUUUAAGGUAAGACUGGGUGAUUUGGAGUGGGUCUACCUGUUAGCAAGCAGCAGACCCUGCAAUAGAACACUGCCCUUUGCAGAGAAUUCUCCUGUUCCCUGGCAGCUCUGCUCUUGGUCAGAAAUUAGGGAACCAGAGUGA